AUGGCGAUGGACGGUACGUCCACGUCUCCAACAGGACUGCCGUACCACAAUGUUUCAGAUUUCUACCCCAGAAAAUUUGGCCCGAAGCCGGACGUUGUACCGUCCGGGGUAACCGAAAGGAAAGUUGGACCUCUAGACAAACCCGAUAUGGUGGCAGUGGAUGUCAUCAACAUAAAGGAGUCCGACACCCCAGUGCACAGGAAGAAGCAAGAGAAGGACACCUAUGUUCUGGGCACUAUUCACCCUUUCCGAAAAUCACACAGAUCCAUUUUUGGGAAGCUGUCCCAAGAAUUCUGUUUAGUAGCAUCUGACAGAAGGUCCUGGAGGAUCCUGCUCUUUGGUGUGCUGAAUGUGAUGUGUACGGCAUGCUUGCUAAUGUGGUGCAGUUCCACCAAUAGUAUGGCCUUAACUGCGUACACGUACCUCACCAUAUUUGAUCUCUUCAGUUUGAUCACAUGUCUGAUAAGUUCUUGGGUUACUAUGAAGAGACCAACACAGGCUUAUUCGUUUGGGUUUGAGCGGUUUGAAGUUCUGGCAGUCUUUGCCUCCACGGUGUUGGUUCAGCUGGGAGCUCUGUUCAUCCUUAAGGAAAGCGUGGAACGCUUCGUGGAGCAGCCCGAAGUCCAUACGGGGCGCCUUUUGGUUGGGACCUUUGUAGCUCUUUUCUUUAACCUCCUAACACUGCUGUCUAUCAAGAACAAGCCCUUUGUCUACGUGUCUGAAGCUGCCAGUACCAGUUGGCUCCAGGAGCAUGUUGCUGACCUGAGUAGAAGUCUGUGUGGGAUCAUCCCAGGGCUGAGCAGCUUUCUCCUGCCCCGAAUGAACCCAUUUGUCCUGAUCAACCUGGCUGGAGCCCUGGCACUUGGCAUUACUUAUAUGCUCAUCGAGAUCAAUAAUUACAAUGCUGUGGACACCGCCUCUGCUGUGGCUAUAGCCCUCAUGACCUUUGGGACCAUGUACCCAAUGAGCGUAUACAGUGGGAAAGUGCUUCUACAGACCACUCCUUCCCAUGUCAUUGGCCAGCUUGAUAAACUUCUCAGAGAGGUCUCCACUUUUGAUGGUGUCUUGGAGGUUCGGAAUGAACACUUCUGGACUAUUGGCUUUGGUUCUCUGGCUGGCUCUGUGCAUGUCCGCAUUCGAAGAGAUGCCAACGAGCAGAUGGUGCUCGCUCACGUGACCAACCGCCUCUACACCCUGGUCUCUACACUGACAGUUCAGAUUUUUAAGGAUGACUGGAUCCGUCCAUCCCUAAUAACUGGAACGCUUCCAACCAACGCGCUCAGCCCCUCUGAUUACGGGGGGUUGUCCACCGUUCUCCCUCCCUCUUCCAAACAGCCCGAAGAGCUGGAUCCCCUAACGUCCACACCUGCCAAACCCAGCAGCCCACCUCCAGAAUUCUCAUUCAACACACCGGGGCAGAACAUCCAGCCAGUGGUUUUUCCCAGCGCACACCAGCAUAGGCCUUACAGCCUAGGUCUUAAUUUUGGGGCAUCCCCCUACACAAGUAUGCUCAAUCAGGGCUUUGCACGGCCAGGCACUGGGCUCGGGAUGGGUGUAGGCUUGGGAAUGGGAACUAGAAUGCCGACAGGACAAGGAUACAGAACUUCUUUUGGCGCAGCACCUCAUAGAUUCGGGAGCAAUCUGCUGCCUUCACAGAUGAACCAAUACAGACCCUGAUCUGAGCACAGGCCCUAGUUACUGCGCUCUCUUAAAAUCCAGCGGUGAUACUGAACUGAGAACAGGUGGAGAGGAGGGAGCCGAGGUUCAAAGAGGAUAUAUCGGUAUUUAUUUUGAUGGGACCAAGACUUCUGUCCUUAAGAUUGUUGAAUUUUUUUUGAACUGUACUUUUAAAGAUCGCUGAUGUAUCGGAAAUAUAUGAAACUGUCUGAUUCCCAUUGUCUCUCAAAUAAGAGGAUUGUUUAGGCUAUGACAUUAGCAUUAUAAACCUUCUCUUAGAAAAGAUGAUCUGCUACAUACUAAAUAUACUGUGGUCAGUAGCCAUCCAAUAGGCAAAGCUGGAGACUGUCUUUGUCUUGAGCGGUGCAAGA
Chanos chanos (milkfish) is the source of this 2048-nucleotide messenger RNA. It is a transcript of the gene slc30a6, whose product is annotated as solute carrier family 30 member 6. Lineage: Eukaryota; Metazoa; Chordata; Actinopteri; Gonorynchiformes; Chanidae. Gene Ontology annotation, biological process: transmembrane transport; zinc ion transport. Gene Ontology annotation, cellular component: membrane; Golgi apparatus. The transcript is spliced from 15 exons. Gene Ontology annotation, molecular function: monoatomic cation transmembrane transporter activity. The record is from RefSeq and is a predicted model, not a curated record. Bases 1 to 1677 code for a protein of 558 amino acids.